This is a messenger RNA of Serpula lacrymans var. lacrymans S7.9, 1164 nucleotides long. RefSeq lists its product as uncharacterized. NCBI's taxonomy places the organism in Eukaryota, Fungi, Basidiomycota, Agaricomycetes, Boletales, Serpulaceae. The record is from RefSeq and is a predicted model, not a curated record. Bases 1 to 1164 code for a protein of 387 amino acids. The transcript has 3 exons.
AUGUCUGGCCUCAAUAAACCUACAGAUACAACCACAACCACUUCACAGAAGAAAAAGAAGGCACCGAAGUGCAUCUGGACAGAAAGCGACACCAAAAAAUUGGUUGAACUUGCUGAGGAGCAUGUUGGCCUGCUUGGAGAGGGUGGGGGGUAUAAGCCUCAGUUCUAUAACCUGGCUGAGGGCAUUCUGGCUCCUUAUCAACAAAAGGAGCCACCAAAACAGCCGACUCAAUCCGUAACAAAUGGUUCAGCAUUAGUAGUAGAACUAAAGAAGGAGCUUAGUUGCGUAGAUCAGUUGAUGAACGCUUCCGGGCUUGGAUUUGAUUCAACCUACAACCGGUUAGCUUUGGAUGGGUGGAGGUGGUAUGACUCGAUCACAGCUAUUCUACCAAGCCGGGCAAAAGGGACUCACAUUUUCCGUGCAUCUCAAGCACAAUUUGCAAAGAUCAGUUCAGCAAGUAAAGAUAGGAUGGAUGUGGAUGCUGGAGGCAAUGAUGGAGGGGAGGAUGGAGAGGAUGAGGAUGGAGAGGACGAAGGUGAUGAAGAGGGUGCAGAAAGAGAGGCAAUUGAAAGAGAGGCGGUUAUUAGCGCCAGAAAAGACAAGGCAAAGAGUGGGAGUGAAUCCGGCACCUUGUAUGUGUCAUCUAUCCACUCCAAACCUACUAGCGCAUCUGUCAGCAUCACGUCCUCCGGAAAACGCAAGUAUUCGGCUGUUGAUAGUACCUCUGUAAUCUCUGCCACCCCAAGCAAAGCCCCACGUUCUUCUGGCGCCGCUGCAAUUAAUGGUGUGAAGGAACAGAUGCAGAGGAUGGCGGAUAACAAGGAACAGCGCGAUACCAAGUGCAAUGACUUCAGGUACCGGUUUCUGAACAUUGUAGAGAGUGCUUUCACUGGCAGUGUAUCUGGUGGUGGAUCUUCAAACAUUGCUUUGUCUUUGUCUUCUCAACACGUUGAGCCUUUGAACACAAGGAGUCAGGCCAUUAGAAUGGCUGGGCAGAUCAAGACACGGCUCAAUGACGAGCAAAAAAUUGCAUUCAUUGAUAUGCUCCGUGCAGAUAAUGUGCUGAUAGGUGAUUACCUCAAUAUGGCCACACAGGACAAAAAUCCUCGCAUAAUGUGGGUGGAUAAGCUGUUGAAGGACUUUGCUGCGUUUCCGUCCAACUAG